CGCGGCAGGGGAGGGACGCACUGCCAGCACUCAGGAUCCCCUCUCACUCACUCACAGACUCUCUAGCCCACUCCAGCCCACUAGAGACCAGCUCAACCCGCGAGAAAAACUGCAAACACGCACCAGAGCGGUCGCCCUAAUCCGGUUGAUAGGCACCAACAAAAGAAGAGGAAACUGAAGGAACUACUGCACGCUGCACGGGACAACUUGUGUUUUCACAGGCACUUUUUUUUUUAAAAUCCUGGUGAUAUCAGAGAGACGCCAUCCUUCAGAUAACUUCAGCGUUUAAGACCCUGCAAGAAUGAGGCAGUGUAAAAGCUGGAGCGUGCUGCUGCUGCUGCUGAUGUUUGAGCUCGGAGCUUUGGCCCAGAAGUUGCCCACGAGAGACGAGGGCCUCUUCCAGAUGCAGAUCAGAGACAAGACGCUGUUCCAUGACUCGUCUGUCAUCCCCGAUGGAGCUGAGAUCAGCGGCUACCUGUUCAGGGACACACCCAAGAGGUACUAUUUUGUGGUGGAGGAAGACAACACACCCUUGUCUGUGACCGUGACACCUUGUGACGCUCCUCUGGAGUGGAAACUCACCCUGCAGGAGCUGCCAGAGGAGGCCAGCGGGGAGGGAUCAGGAGUUCCUGAACCUCUGGACCAGCAGAAGCAGCAGCAGGUGACCGUAGACGAAGGGACCGAGCUCUUCACCUACAAGGGGAAUGACGUGGAGUCCUACGUGGCCACGAGUACGCCCUCCGGCCUCUACCAGCUGGAGCUUCUGUCCACAGAGAAGGACAGCAACUUCAAGGUGUACGCCACCACCACUCCAGAGUCCGACCAGCCCUACCCGGAGCUGCCCUACGACCCGCGGGUGGAUGUAACCGCAUUGGGACGCACCACCGUCACCCUGGCCUGGAAGCCGACUCCGACAGGCUCUCUGAUGGGUCAGCCUGUGCAGUACUGCGUGGUCAUCAACAAGGAGCACAACUUCAAGAGCAUGUGUGCAGCUGAAGCUAAGAUGAGCACUGAUGAUGCCUUCAUGUUGGCUCCAAAGCCCGGUCGUGACUUCAGCCCAUUUGACUUUGCACACUUUGGCUUUGUUCCCUCAGACAAUGGUUUUGGCAAAGACAGAGGCCUCAUGAGUAAUAAGAUCUCACGGUCGUACACAAUCAAACCCAAAGCUUCAGACAUUCAGAAGGUGUGCAUUGGCAACAAGAACAUUUUCACCGUGUCGGAGCUGAAGCCAGACACGCAAUACUACUUUGACGUGUUUGCUGUGAAUUCUGCAACCAACACCAGCACAGCGUACGUGGGAACAUUUGCCCGCACUAAAGAGGAGGCUCGCCAGAAAACGGUGGAGCUGAAGGACGGGAAAGUGUCGGAUGUUUUCAUCAAGAGAAAGGGCAGCAAGUUCCUGCGCUUUGCUCCUGUAUCUUCACACCAGAGGGUCACUCUGUUUGUCCACACCUGUCUGGAUGCUGUGCAGGUGCAAGUGAGGCGAGACGGGAAGCUGGUUCUCUCCCAGAACGUGGAGGGAGUUCGGCAGUUCCAGCUGAGAGGAAAGCCCAAAGCAAAAUAUCUGAUCCGUUUGAGAGGCAGCAGAAAAGGAGCCUCCACUCUGAAGGUGCUUGCAACCACGCGACCCAGCAGCAAGCAGCCGUUCCCUUCGCUCCCCGAGGACACUCGCAUCAAGGCGUUCGACAAGCUGCGCACAUGCUCCUCCGUCACCGUGGCUUGGCUGGGCACGCAGGACCGCAACAAGUACUGCAUCUACCGCAAGGAGGUGGCUGACAAUUACGGUGAGGAACAGCGGCGCCGGGAGCAGAACCAGUGCGCCGGGCCGGAGACCCGCAGGAAGUCAGAAAAGGUCCUGUGCAAGUACUUCCACAGCCCGAAUCUGCAGAAGGCCGUGACCACAGAGACCAUCACGGGCUUGGAGCCGGGCAAGACCUACCUGCUGGACGUUUACGUGGUGGGACACAGUGGACACUCGGUGAAAUACCAGAGCAAACUGGUGAAAACAAGGAAAUACUGCUAAAUGACUCUGCAAAGAAUAAAUCUAUUAUAAAUAUAUAUAUUAAAUAAGUUUAUUUAACUCGAAGUGAUAUUCUACUAAGGAGUGUAUACAGACUGACUACUCACACAGCGGACGGGCCUGUGCCAGUGACUGAACUGUUUGUAGAGAGAGAAAUCACCUGUAUAUUUAUGUUUACAUUCAUCAUAGCACCUCUGGGUGGCCCGUAGGGCUAGGUGCUUCGUUUCCAGGCUUGACAUCAUGUUGCCACCGGGGAGGCAGAACUUCAGAGAUCAUCUUUCACCUUCUUUGUUGCUGCAUGACAUUUGCUUUUGUCCGUCAUAUUUGUGUGUUUCUUCAGUUUCACGUUGACCGGAGGAGGUUCAGUAGCCCCCUGCAUUGUAUAGAUCUCUCUCUGCAUAUUCACUAGAAGGAAUUUAAAUUAUUUCAUACUUUUUGUCUAUUUUUGAUUGUCUGUUUUUAUUGAUGACAAUAAUAACUGUUACGAGGAAAUUCCAGUUUUAUGAGGAAGUUGUGGUAGUUCGGACAUUCCCUUGUGUAUCUCAGCCAGUGUUUGCUCUAGAGCCCAUCCUGUAAAUGUGUUCUGUGCUGGAGAUCUGUGUUAUUAUCACUGUAUCGCUGUGUGUGUCACAUGUACAGAGUUGUCCUGCCAAUAUUCAUGUACAUAAACACUAAAUAUAGAACAAGUAAUCCCUCUGUCACCCUGGGUGUCAUGUUCUUUUGCCA
Cheilinus undulatus (humphead wrasse) is the source of this 2746-nucleotide messenger RNA. RefSeq names its product neuron-derived neurotrophic factor (gene ndnf). Gene Ontology annotation, biological process: extracellular matrix organization. Gene Ontology annotation, molecular function: protein binding. The transcript has 4 exons. Lineage: Eukaryota; Metazoa; Chordata; Actinopteri; Labriformes; Labridae. The record is from RefSeq and is a predicted model, not a curated record. The coding region runs from base 302 to 2023 and encodes 573 amino acids.